AUGAGCAAGAAAUGCACCUUUUGGACAGGUCAAGAAUCGGCCCCUCUGAUCGACUCUUCACAACUUGUGGGCAUUUUAUGCAGUUCACCGUUUGGCAAUAGCUAUAUAAGCACUCUCCCCCACCUCGCUGUGGAAGUAGGCCAGACGGACAAGACAACCCUGGUCGCCAUGUCAGCAACGAUAGCAGACCCAACAGAGGAAUCUAUAUAUCAGAGGGCAAUAAUCAGAUGUUCGAGUCACGGUACCAUCCUUGACGCAAACGCCUGCAAGCGUCCCCUGGCAGUGCUUUUGGAUAAGAUUCGUGGGCGAGAAGCCACUCUGGAGUUGGAUGAGUACUACAGCCUGUUCUCCAUGACAUCGGACAAGCUUCCGGCUGUAGAUUACAGGAUCGACCCUAUGCAACUUGUGGAGAGGAUAGUGGGCACCGGCGCUCUCGGGGCAAAUAUCCUAUUGACCAGCACACGUCAAGACCCUGUCUCCAAUAGGAGUUGGUUACCUAGCAUCUGCGCACAGCGAGAAUAUUCGAUGAUGGGAGCAGGUAUAAACGCGGCGCAUCCGCAUAUCUCUAAUGGUGCAAUGGUCGUUUCUGCUUUUCCGGUCAGGAUGAAGGCUGUGGAUGAUGACAACAGUGACUACUUUGCUGCGGGCACGAAGCUCUACACGGUGUAUUCAUACCCAACAGAAAGUCCCUUUGAUGUUGACAUGGAAUUCACCAUACGGCGCAAGCUUAAGAAAGCGAGCCACUAUCUCUUCAUACAGCCGGUAAAGUGGGACCGCUCAGUGUUCACCAGUGGUUUGAUACUUCUGGCCACUGAAGAAAAGCAACCAGGAGAGCACCGAGUGAUAGAUGCCACCAUCAUGGAUAACAUGACACAGCAUACAUUUUUGCAAAACGACCAUUUCGGAGAUGGCCGAAAAGUUCGUCUUCUCUAG
This is a messenger RNA of Fusarium mangiferae, 933 nucleotides long. RefSeq lists its product as uncharacterized. NCBI's taxonomy places the organism in Eukaryota, Fungi, Ascomycota, Sordariomycetes, Hypocreales, Nectriaceae. The transcript has a single exon. Bases 1 to 933 code for a protein of 310 amino acids. The record is from RefSeq and is a predicted model, not a curated record.